UCCCCCGCGAUCCCCGGAGGCAGCUGGGCUGCUGCUGCUCCUCUGUGUGUCGGGGCCUUUGUGCGGAGGAGAACGGAGGAGGCCAGCUAAAAGAUAUUGAAGGCCACCCACACAGCCCCGCGACUACACGGACACAAGUCCACAUUUGGAAAUUCCUGAAGACUUCCAGAUGAUGAACAAGGAGAAGAGUAACAUGACUGAAAGGAUCUUGAGUCUGGUUUUAGAGAUACUGUAUCUGCUUAUAGAAGAGGAUUAUGUCAUUGUGAAGGAGUCCGGAGGCCACGUGAAAUACAGCAGUGCCACACAGAGACCAUUGGUGGAGCCUUGCUCUCAGUCGCAGGGGAACAACAUCAAAAAGAUCCUUGAAGUUACCAAUAAGAUCACUGAGCUGCUUGCAGGAGAGGAAUGGGAAUAUUUAGAAGAGCAUGAUGGCCUUGAGAAGCAGCUGGACAUUGUGGAAAGCCGGAGGAAGAAACAACAGCCUAGUUCAGAAGCAGACUCCUCAACGAGCAGUAGCGAGUCUGCAGUGUUCCACCCAGCUUCUGUUCCUGUGUACAUCAGCAAAGACCGAGGCAUCAUCACAGUCAGUCCUCACAACUCCUCCUUCAAAGUGGUCCAAAGCAGUUCAAAACCCACUAUUGUCACAGCCACUGCCUCACCCACGGAAGGCUUUAAGCUCCCUGAAAUUUACAUUCACAUUCCAACGGAUCAGAUCGACUAUGAGCCCGUUCCUAACGACUUCUCAUCUUAUGCUCCAGAGAAUUUUUCGAGUUUGGACCUCUGUAAGCCUGUGGUCCAUAGCGAUGAAAUGUCCACAUCUGGUGUCAGAGAAAAGCUUACACAGUUGGAUUUUAUGGCUGUUAAGGUCAAAGAAGAACCACAAGAUUGGGAUGAGGAACACCUUGGAGUGCAGAGGGAGGAGGAACAGAUGGAGCACUUGCCUCACAGGUCAGAAAGCGAACCAUCAUUGUUUACAGAAAGUAUUACGGAGUCCAAUCAUGGUUCAUUUACUUCUACAUACAUAAAGCAGGAGCCAGCUUCAUAUGAAGAAAGGCAACUGACAAACUCUGAUAUUGCUUCAUUGGCACACUACUCACAGGUACAAAAGCUGUCGGACCCCUCCACCAGUGAGAACUUUUCAAACACAAAUGGCAUGCUGACUAGCGGAAAUUCACGUGUGCGGUAUGUGUCUGCUCGCAUCAAGGAAGAACCUGAAGAUGGCAUCACAUGCGAAGAUGAUGUUUUAAUGGAUGCAGCUAACCGAGGCCUAUCUCCUGCCUCUUCUUUCCUGGGAGCACACAUUGAGGAGGUCUCCUACAAAUAUUAUUUGGCACAUUCCAGCAAUGCCCAACCAGAAACGGACAAUCCAGAGAAGCCCUUUUGUUGUUCAGAAUGUGGCAAGUGCUUCAAGUACAGCAAUCUUUUGAUGCACCACGCCAAGUCCCAUCAGAAAAAGCCUCUAAUCUGCUGCGAAUGUGGGAAACAGUAUUCAUGCAAGACAGAGUUUGAGAUCCAUCGGAGGAUUCACACGGGCGAAAAACCGUUUGAGUGUUCAGAGUGUGGAAAGGGCUUCAGGAGGAAGUCGCAUAUGUUGCGUCAUCGGCGAAUUCACGGAGACAAGCAGCUCUUUCCGUGUCCAGAAUGUACCAAGUGUUUCCACCGUCUAGAUGUCCUCAAUCAACACCGUAAAAUACACAGGGCUAACCCACCAAUCUGUGAUAUGGAAAGCCUGCACGCAAGUAUUAUGGACAACUCGAUAUCCAACAACGAUGAAGAUAUGCCAUCUCAAAACCAAUCAGAUUAUGAGGAAAAUGUUGGCUUUGCCUGUCCGGAAUGUGGCAAGUGUUUUCACUCUUUGCAUGUUCUCGAACAACAUCGUAAAGUGCACCAAGCCAACACUACUAGUUCUGAUGUGGAAGACACCGAUGACAUGAACCACGUGCUCGCAAAUGGUCAAGAGGAGUCUCAAAAUACAACCCAUGAAGAAAACGUUGGCUUUGCUUGUUCAGAAUGUGGGAAAUGUUAUAAUGAGAUGUCGCAACUAGAGAAACACCAACGAGUACACAUGGGAGAAAAGCCAUUCUCCUGCACUGAAUGUGGCAAAUCCUUCCGAUUUGAGGCCCUUUUGGAGUUGCAUUGGGGAAGCCACAUUGCCACAAUCUCUUGUCCUGAGUGUGGCAAGAACUUUGCCAGCCAGAGCCUUCUAAAAUACCAUCUGAAGGUCCAUGCAGGGGCCAAUGAGUGCAUCUGCUCAGAGUGCGGAAAAGAAUUUCCAAGCCGCUCACAACUCGUUGACCACUACCGGACUCAUACUGGAGAGAAACCUUACAUGUGCCCGGAAUGCGGAAAGUACUUUAGGCGGAAGGCGCAUGUGGUUAGGCAUCGGAAGAUUCACGCAGGAAAUAAACCAUACUCUUGCCUGGAAUGUGGAAAGUGCUUUGAGAGCCAGGAAUUUCUGAGCCGCCACACCAAAAUGCACCGGCGGAAAAGGCCACACUCGUGUUCCCAGUGUGGCAAAAGUUACACUAAAAAGUCCCACCUUUCCCGCCACCAGCGUACCCAUGCUAAAGAAUCUCCAUAUACUUGUGGCGAGUGUGGCGAGUCCUUCCAAUACCCCGCCCUCCUGAAUCACCACUUAAAAGUCCACACUGGUCAAACCAACUACAACUGUCCUGUGUGUGACAAAAGCUUUGGCUCCCAGUUGGCAGUGUCCAGACACCAGAAGACCCACGCCAAGGAGAAGUCUUUUAUUUGCAUGGAAUGCGGAAAGAGUUUUACCUUCUAUUCCCACUUCAUGAGACAUCAAGCCACUCACACAGGAGAAAAACCUUACGAGUGCCAGGAGUGUGGAAAGCGGUUUACUCGUGAUGCACACCUUGUCCGACAUAAGCGAACCCACAAUAGUGGAAGAGCUUCACAAGUUUGAGUUGACAGAAAAAAAAACUGGUUUAGAUUACAAAUUAUUUAUUACCUUUUUUUAGUUUUAUGUUAUAUUAUGUUUUAUGUAGCAUGAGAUGCAAUGAUUUUGGUCAUUUUUAUGUAUAUUUGAAAUCUCAAAUAGGGACUUUGCUUCAAAGGGGACCUGUCACAUAUGAACAGUGGAGGACCAAACCAAAAAUGGAUAAAUCCGUCCACUGGCAGCCAGCGACGUGCCACCUUUGGACAGACCAAUAGAAAUGAUGAGAAAAUUACCAAUUAAAAUGGGCAGCAUCCUGUUGUUUCUAUAGUCAGGUCUUGGAACUCUCAGUGUUCCCGUGGAAUCUUUUAGCUCAUGUCAAAAUAAGGUUGUGUAUGUUACUACGGGAACAGUGAUCAACGAUUGGAAGCCAUACAUAGUUUGUAGGUAGCCAAAAAGGAUUAUACUACGUUGUCAUUUUUUUAGUUGUCUAGAUGUUUUACUCUGAUAGAAUGUGAAGGUUUAUUCUCGUCCCACAGUUACUUGUUACUUCCUCAUCUCCUUCCUGUGCCGGAAAGCAUCUACCCACAAUUUCCUUUUGCUUAAGAAGCUGUGAUAACUUUGAGAUAUUUAGGGGAACCUGUCAGGACAGUUACCCGCCAAGACGAAGCUUCCAUUUCAUCAUUUCUAGAAGCAGCAUUACAUCCAGGGAAGGCUCAGCAUGCUGUUCUCUGAUAAUGGUUCUGAUUUCCUCCAGUAUUUGGUGUACAUUUUUAUCUGUUCUUGUAUUAUGCAAUUUAAUUUAUUUUUGCUUUUAGCAUGGUAUGUGGCUUAGAAGGCACCAAUGUUUUGGAUGCGAGUUGUCAUCGCAAUGGUACUUAUGAUGUGGUAGUCAUUUGCCUGCGGUUAACUCUUGGGGUGGGGG
Rana temporaria (common frog) is the source of this 3821-nucleotide messenger RNA. RefSeq names its product zinc finger protein 135-like. Gene Ontology annotation, molecular function: RNA polymerase II cis-regulatory region sequence-specific DNA binding; DNA-binding transcription activator activity, RNA polymerase II-specific. Lineage: Eukaryota; Metazoa; Chordata; Amphibia; Anura; Ranidae. The record is from RefSeq and is a predicted model, not a curated record. The transcript is spliced from 5 exons. Gene Ontology annotation, cellular component: nucleus. Bases 170 to 2926 code for a protein of 918 amino acids. Gene Ontology annotation, biological process: regulation of transcription by RNA polymerase II.